This is a messenger RNA of Solea solea (common sole), 2389 nucleotides long. RefSeq names its product fibroblast growth factor 10a (gene fgf10a). The transcript is spliced from 3 exons. The coding region runs from base 1063 to 1818 and encodes 251 amino acids. Gene Ontology annotation, molecular function: growth factor activity; type 2 fibroblast growth factor receptor binding; chemoattractant activity. Gene Ontology annotation, cellular component: cytoplasm. Gene Ontology annotation, biological process: secretion by lung epithelial cell involved in lung growth; positive regulation of gene expression; fibroblast growth factor receptor signaling pathway. NCBI's taxonomy places the organism in Eukaryota, Metazoa, Chordata, Actinopteri, Pleuronectiformes, Soleidae. The record is from RefSeq and is a predicted model, not a curated record.
GCACGGCCGAUCGAGAUAGGGGAGAGAGGGAGAGGCAAAAGAAAGAGGGGGGGCCAAAGGAGAGGGAGAGCCACACAAAUGAGGAAAGAAGAGAGGCAACGCACUGCUCCAGCGCUCAGACUCUGAGAGGCAAGGACAGAGGAGAGACAGGGAGCUCAGCUCACUGACAGACGCACGACCAGAGAGGGCAAGAAAGACGAGAGGUCCCAGGCUCAGUUACGCACUCAAGUGACUUAGAGAAGAGAAGAGAAGAGAAGAGAAGAGAAGAGAAGAGAAGAGAAGAGAAGAGAAGAGAAGAGAAGAGAAGAGAAGAAAAGAGUGUGGAUUCUCUUUUCGUGGCCCCUUCUCGCAAGGAUUUUUCUGAACAUUUUAUGAUAAAUAUACUUUUUUUUUUUGACUUUCUGCUUUUUUUCAUUCAUUUUUGACUCAACACCCUGACAUCUUGUCCCCUGAGCAAAAUUAUUUCCCUGGACUGAAGGAGAUAAACUGUUUGGGACAUGUGUGGGGAGAAGGUUUUAGUAGCAUGAAUUAUUAGAUGUUUUCUUUUUACUCUGAGUCUAUUUGUGAGAGUGUUGGUAUAGAGUCAAACUUGUGAGUGUGUGUGUAUGCACACGUGUAUGUGAGCAACCAGGAGUAAAAAAAAAAAGUGGAAGCCUUAGGAGGAGGAGGCAAGAGUUUGUGGAGGCGAGCCCCCGGUUAUUCCCGUUGUGAGGUGAUCUGAGUUAUGGAUGUUGACGCAUUCCUGUGGCGUUUCUGAGGAAUAAACAGCACCGGGGACUACAACAGAGCGAGCCACAAUACUGCGGGCUUCCACAACACCAGCAACUGCAGCCGUCACAAUAACAAUACUGACAUCUGCUACCAACAACGUCCACCGCCGUCUUUGAAGCAGACUUUCUACAGGUUUUACACCACAGUCCCGGGGAGGUUGUGGGUCUCCAGAGAGAGCAGGUGUAGUCAGUCAGUUGGGGGAGUUUCUCCCACUCUCUUUCCCUCUUUCUGCACCCAGCUCAGCAUGCCCCAGCCCCUGAGCACCUCCACAGCUCUCCCAGCUCCACUACCAUGUGUAGAUGGACAGUGACACAAGGUGCACCGGUCGCCUGGUCCUCCUCCUGCCCCUGCUGCAGACCUUCACUGCUCCUCUCCCUCACCUUCCUACUGCUGCUUCUCCUGCUCGGACCCUGCUCGUCCUCGCCCCUGUCCACUCUGCCGUCACUGUCGGACUCGGAGAAGAACCACAAUGCACCAGGAGGGAGUCCCCCUCACUUCCUCGUCCCACACCCGCCACCUUCCCCAUCACCCGCGCCUCUCCGUGCAUCCUCCGCAAGGUUGCCACGAGCGACCAACGUGUCAUUGUCCUCGGCGACGGUCGUCGGGCGCCACGUGCGGAGCAGCUACAACCAUCUGCAAGGAGAUGUGCGCCAGAGGAAACUGUUCUCCUACCAGAAAUUCUUCCUCCGCAUUGACAAGAAAGGAACAGUCAAUGGCACCAAAAGUGAGGACGACCCAUACAGUAUUCUGGAGAUCAAGUCAGUGGAUGUGGGAGUGGUGGCCAUCAGGGGCCUCAGCAGUAACCACUACCUGGCAAUCAGCAAGAAGGGACUUCUAUACGGAGCGAGGGACUUUGGUCCAGACUGUCGUCUGAUCGAGCGCAUUGAGGAGAACAAGUACAACACCUACGCUUCAGCGGAGUGGCGCAACAAGAAGAAGCACAUGUUUGUGGGACUGAACGGCAACGGAAAGUCAAUGAAGGGGAGGAAGACGCGGAGGAAAAACACAGCCACUCACUUCCUGCCCAUCGUGGUGCAACCGCGGUGAUUGGACACGUCAAGCCACGAGAGAACUCUGCAGACCGCGGGGUGUCGGACUUAUACAGAGUUACAGCGAUGCGUUUAUUGGACAGAUCUGAAUGGGAUCUUCACGAUGCACUGAGGAGGAAAAGAAUGGGAACCUGGAGACAUUUAACUGUUGGAUAAAGACAUUUCUAUUUUUAAAGAAAGAAAUAAGAUAUAUUGCUAUACAAUGUAUAUAUUAUUUCCCGUUUUAAGUUAUAAAGUACAUAAGCACAGUAGAAAAUAUGAAAAAGGAAAUUACUUCUGUGCCAAAAUGUGAUUUAGUAACUCACAUUUCUAGAUCUGUGUAUACAUGAAGCACUUGACUGGAAGGAAGUGAAAAUGAAAUGAAGAGGAGGAAGUGGUGAUGGAAAGCUGGCCGAUUACAGAGAGUGGCAAAAAAUUUAAUGGUAGUGAUGUGAGGGUUGAGUCAAGGAGGCUCCUACACAACAGCAAGUCUAACGCUAUCGUGUUUUCUUUAAAUUUAUUUAUUUUGUGUAAUAUUUAACAAAGAACAAAAACCCAAAAAGGACAAUGUCUUGUCUUUUUUUUUUUUU